AAUAUUUGAACAUGUUGUUGUCACCGGAGUUUCAGACCCAGAAGAAGAUGAUGAAGUGAUCAGUGUCCCCAACGGUGGAGCUGUGGACGGAGAUUUCGCUCUCGGGAGAAUCGGCCGGCGGCGUUAUCGUCACCGGAUUAUGAGACCCAGAGAAAAAAAAAUCAGCCAUGGAAAUAAGGAAGGGUAAUCAGGUCUUUUCCCCUCUCAAAAGUCCAAAACCCCCUAAAACCCUCACUUCGAUUUCAGAGUCUCUCUCUGCUACAUUUCGCCGGAGCUCGAUCGGCGUUCAAUCGCCAUGUCGGGAUUCCAGUUCGGAUCUUCCUCCUCCCAAUCUUCUUCUUCUUCUUCUGCUUCCCCAUUUUCUUCAAGCUCUGGAUUCGCAUUCGGAUCCACCUCCACCUUCUCUUUCGGAUCAUCCCCUUUCCCUGCAACAUCCUCCUCAAACCCUUCCCCCUUGUUCGGUGCUCCUUCGUCUGCAGGUAGCUCAGGUGGGUUAGCUUCUUUCACGUUCGGGACUGCCCCAUCGGCCGGGAGCUCAUCUGGCUCCCUUUUUGGGGCUGCUCCGGCCGCCGGCAGCUCAUCUGGGUCCAUGUUUGGGGCUGCUCCRUCCGGGAGCUCUGCUUCYUCCGCCGGGAGUUCUUCUUUUUCUCUCUUUGGGGCUGCCCCAUCUGCAGGGGCCUCGGCGCCAUCCUUGUUCGGAGGGGCGUCUUCUGCACCCACUACAACUCCGGGAUCAGCUUUGCCUGGCGCAUCUGCGGCCGCUUCUGGUUCUAUUUCGCCUCUGUUUGGGACAGCUUCAUCUUCAGGAAGUUCAGGUUCAGCUUUGUUUGGGGCUUCGUUAUCCACGAACAGUUUGGGGUCAAAUCCCUUCGGUACAUCUUCAUCGGGCUUGUUUGCGUCAUCUACAUCAUUAGCAUCGACCUCUCCGUUCCAGAACUCUUUUUCUUCAAGUUCUUCCCAAAAUUUAAGUUCGUCUUCACCAUUUGCGGCUUCUUCUUCUUCUGGAUUUUCGUUUCCGACCACUUCUUUUUCCAAAGCUACUACUAGUGUCACUGCAUCUUCUUCUUCUUCUCCUCUUACAUCAGCUUCAACUAGUUCGUUGAGCUUCUCAUUCGGAACACCUGCUUCCUCAGCGUCUCAAUCUUCCUUUGGGUUUAGUAAUAGCAAUGCAGCAUCAACGGCGGCGUCUGCUGCUCCAGGGACUACUGCUACGAAGCCUACUUCUCUAUCGUUUUCGACUUCUGUGGCACCUUUAUUCUCUACGGUUACUACUACCAGUGCUUCAACUCCAACUGCCAGUAGCACAACUCAAUCAUCAUUCUCUGUGCCAGCUUUUAGUUUGAGUUCUUCAGCUGCUACUACUAUAUCCACAGCAGCAUCCUCCACUCCCUCAGCUGCUUCCUCAGGUGCUGCAAGUUCAUAUACAGGUUUUGGUGUCACAAACACAGCUUCUUCAUCAAGUGCAAUUGUUUCCUUAUCGUUGCCAACCAAAACACUGACUGCUUCUUCAUCAUCGCAAGCACCAGCCUCUUUUGGUUUCCCUUCUUUGGCUUCUGCUCCCACUGCUGCUACCACUACGUCUGGUUUUAGUGCUCCAAGUCAGAGUCAGACUUCAUCAACUCUUGUUGUCGCAUCCAGUAGUAGUGGUACAACUUCACCAGUUAGCGCUGCAGUGUCUACUACUACACCAAAACUACCAUCUGAGAUAACAGGGAAGACUGUUGAAGAGAAAGAGGCAUCCAUAAGGGAUCUAUGGGAGGAAGAAUCUAGCUGCUGGAAUUUGGGUCUUAGAAGACAUUUAAAGGAUGAAGAAAUUGCUGACUGGGUGUUUCUCAACCAGCAGCUCUCUGCUGUCCAUUUGUUCACAAGAGCUGACAUCAUGAUCAUCAAAGAGUGGAAUGCAGAGCUUCAAGAGCGUACUGGGAAGUUUCGGAAGCAGGCCAAUGCUAUUACUGAUUGGGAUAGGAGGAUUUUGCAAAAUCGUGAUAUCCUCCUUAGACUUGAGAUCGAAGUUGCAAAGGUGGUUGAGACCCAAGCUGAGCUGGAGAGGAAGUUGGAGCUGAUUGAAACUCACCAACAAGAGGUUGAUAAGGCAUUGUUAAGUGUGGAAGAAGAUGCUGAGCACAUUUACAAGGAUGAACGUGGUUUACUUCUUGACAAUGAAGCUGCAUCAACAAGGGAUGCAAUGUAUGAGCAGGCUGAAUAUAUUGAGCGGGAACUAGAGCAGAUGACAGAGCAAAUCAAAUCAAUUAUCCAGACCCUAAAUGCAAACCAGGGAGGAGAACUUGAUGUGAUUGAUGGAAUGACACCGCUAGAUGCAGUUGUUCGAAUUUUGAACAAUCAAUUAAGUUCUUUAAUGUGGAUCGAUGAAAAGGCCGAAGAGUUUUCUUCACGUAUUCAGAAGAUUGCUGCUACUCAGGGUCCUGCUGCAGAUCGUGAACUGUUGGGUCAGAAGUUUUGGAUGUCUUGAUUUGUAAGCUGCUUUUCAUUUUAACUGUUGAGAAAAAUGCUUCUAAAUUUAGUGCACACAGGCCUUAACACAUACACUUUUCUGGUUCUCUUUUUGGCUUUUGCUGAACUGAGAAUCGUCUAAUUGCCAAUUGUAGACAGAAAAUUUGUCCCUUUUUUGUCUCACAAAGAUGUAUGUAACCAUUUUUUCUGCUUAAAAUUUUUAGUUUUUAAUAGACA
Molecule: messenger RNA, 2688 nt
Organism: Momordica charantia (bitter melon)
Lineage: Eukaryota; Viridiplantae; Streptophyta; Magnoliopsida; Cucurbitales; Cucurbitaceae
Biological process (GO): RNA export from nucleus; protein import into nucleus
Cellular component (GO): nuclear pore central transport channel; nuclear pore
Molecular function (GO): phospholipid binding; structural constituent of nuclear pore
Source: RefSeq, a predicted model, not a curated record